This is a messenger RNA of Maudiozyma barnettii, 1374 nucleotides long. RefSeq names its product Ula1p (gene ULA1). Gene Ontology annotation, molecular function: ubiquitin-like modifier activating enzyme activity. The record is from RefSeq and is a predicted model, not a curated record. The coding region runs from base 1 to 1374 and encodes 457 amino acids. The transcript has a single exon. NCBI's taxonomy places the organism in Eukaryota, Fungi, Ascomycota, Saccharomycetes, Saccharomycetales, Saccharomycetaceae.
AUGAAUAGAUACGAUAGACAGUUGAGAUUAUGGGGUAGUGCGGGUCAGGAUUUGUUGUCUAAGGCCCACAUUUGUAUCAUUGGACCAGAGAACUCGUUACUACAGGAAACAAUCAAGAACUUGGUUCUAGUUGGUAUUUCGAAGUUCACAUGGUUCAAGAGUAAUGAUGCACCAGCUUAUUCCCAAAAUGAUCUAUUCUAUAAAGAUCUUAUUCAAGAUAUGGUUCCGCUAAAUCCUCGAGGUGUCUCCAUUAUUCAAGAGUCAAUGUUCAAUAUACAUGAAAUAACGCAAAAUAAUAACUUUUCAAUAAGCAUAGUAAUAUCAGAAACUAAUAUACCAGAAGAGCUGUUAAGGGAGUUAUCAUCGUCUGAGUUGUCCCCUGUAAUAAUGUCCCAUACAGAGGGUCUAUAUGGGUAUGUUUAUACCAAACUAUUUGAGCCACAUUGGGUAAUAGAAUCUCGUCCUGACUAUGAAGUACCAUCCCUUCGAUUGGACUCUCCUUGGGAUGAAUUGCGUGAAUAUAUGGAUACCAUUAGAUUCGAAACUUUGGACGAAUAUUCUAUGGCGGAAUUACCAUAUGUAGUGUUACUUUACAAGGUAUUACAACAUUUGCACUCUAGCACACAGAUCGACCAUAAAAUGAUAAAGGAUACUUUAACGAACUGGUACGUUUCAGAUAUUAACCCAAAGGGUACGAAUGAUUUGAAUUAUGAUGAAGCACUUCGAUAUGCACAUGUGGCUUUGCCAAAUGAAAGCUACAAAGUUGGUUUACAAAAAUUAAUAGAUUUUUCCCAACAAGAUGACAAUGAUAGAUCGAACCAGUGGAGAGAUAAUUACAACAGACAAAUAGUUACAUUAGUUCAUGCAUUAUCAAUCUAUUUGGAUUCAAAUUGUGGUGAUUUAAUGGUGAAUGCUAGUAUCCCAGAUAUGGAAUCGAGUUCAAAAAUAUUUGGGGAGUUACAGCAAGUAUACAGGAAUAAAGCCACUCGUGAUUUGACAGAGUUUUCCGGAGUAGUUCAUCAGCUAGAUGAGAGUAUUCCUAACGAUUUAAUAACAAGUUUUUCGUGUAAUGUGAAAAAUAUAAAACGUAUUGAACCCACAGCAAGACCAAUAAAUGAUUUCCUAACUGAUUCUAAACUUACGGAGCCCUAUCCAAUUUUGAGUACACUUCUUAAAUUUCAAAAACACCAACAAGUGGAGAGGACAUCUGAUAACAAAUCAUUUUUUCUCUAUGAGAGCUAUCCAACAACUUCCUUUAUUGGGGGGUUAAUCUCCCAGGAAGUUAUUAAACUGAUAACUCAUCAGUACAUCCCAAUUAGUAACACCCUCAUUUAUGACGGUAUGCAUAAUAAUAUCACAAGUUUCAAAUGCUAG